Molecule: messenger RNA, 3990 nt
Organism: Oreochromis aureus
Lineage: Eukaryota; Metazoa; Chordata; Actinopteri; Cichliformes; Cichlidae
Product: cytochrome P450 27C1
Exons: 10
Coding region: 158-1765 (535 amino acids)
Biological process (GO): cholesterol metabolic process; cellular response to peptide hormone stimulus; cortisol metabolic process
Cellular component (GO): mitochondrial inner membrane
Molecular function (GO): iron ion binding; oxidoreductase activity, acting on paired donors, with incorporation or reduction of molecular oxygen; heme binding
Source: RefSeq, a predicted model, not a curated record
GGGUCUGUGUUUUUUCUUUAAUGCCAGAGGCUCUGGUAAGUUGUGUUAAUGAAAAAAUGUGUGACAUGUGAACCCCACAGGCGUCACAGCCAUGGCUAAUGAAACCUGAUCUGCAUUGCCUGAAGGGGUGGAUCUGUACAAUGAAAGCGCUUCCACUAUGGGCUCCCGGGCUGCUGCAACCUGGUACCGCUGCCUCCCAGCGCUCUGCUCCGGGACGGCGCUUCGGGUCGCUCCGGUGCUCAGACCCGCGUCCUUCGCUUCCAUCCCGGCCAGAAGAAACCUGAACGUGCAGACAGCAACUGAGGCGGUUAAGCUGAAGAGCAUUGAUGACUUACCGGGGCCCAGCCGGUCCACCAGUAUGUACUGGCUGUUGGUCAAAGGAUACGCGGAAAAGAUGCACUUAUUGCAGGGCUUACAGAAGCGUCUGUAUGGGCCCAUCUGGCGCUCCAAGUUUGGCCCUUUUGACUUAGUCAAUGUGGCGACUCCUGACCUCAUUGCUCAGGUGAUCCAGCAGGAAGGCCGCUACCCAGUCCGAAUGGAGAUGCCCCACUGGAAGGAGUACAGGGAGCUGAGGGGCCAGGCCUAUGGACUCCAUGUAGAAACAGGACCAGAGUGGUACCGCAUCCGCAGUGCCCUGAACCCCAAGAUGCUGAAGCUACAGGAGGUAUCGGUCUAUGCCUCCACCAUCCAGCAGGUGAUUGGAGAUCUGCUGCAACGCAUUGAGCUCUUACGAACUCGCAGUCAGGACCAAGCCACAGUUUUGGACGUGGCAGCUGAGCUCUACAAGUUUGGCUUUGAAGGUAUAUCCUCCAUCCUGUUUGAGACCAGACUGGGGUGCCUGCAGGAGGAGAUUCCCCAUGAGACUCUUCGCUUCAUCAAGGCUGUUAACGACAUGCUGACGUUUGCUGACAUGGUGCUUCUCUUCCCACGAUGGACCCGCAACAUCCUCCCCUUCUGGAAACGCUUCGUUCAGGCCUGGGAUGACCUCUAUGAAGUAGCUCAGAUGCUUAUCGACAGACGAAUGGCUGAAAUUGAAGCUCAGGUGAGCAGGGAUGAGCCUAUAGAGGGCAUGUACCUGACCAACCUGCUGUCUUCUGACAAGCUGACCAAAGCGGAAGUCUACAUAAGCGUUACAGAGCUGAUGCUGGGAGGAGUCGACACGACGUCCAACACCUUGUCGUGGGCUUUGUAUCACUUAGCGAGAGACAGCAGGGCUCAGGAUCGACUUUACAGCGAGGUGAAUUCGGUUUGCCCUGACAAGCGGGAGCCAACCAUGGACGACCUGAGCAGGAUGCCCUUCCUGAAGGCCGUCAUAAAGGAGACAUUACGCCUGUAUCCAGUGGCUCCUGGAAACGCACGCCUUGUUUCGGAGAACGAGGUGAUUCUGGAUAACUACUGGUUCCCAAAGAAGACUCAGUUCCAUCUGUGCCAUUAUGAAGCCUGCCACGAUGAGUCCGAGUUCCCAAAUGCAGAGCACUUCCUCCCAGAGCGGUGGUUUCGCAGUGACACGCCGAAUAGCUGCAGCGACAGAGCCAGGCCCGGCUUCUACCAGCAUAACCCUUACAGCUUCAUCCCGUUCGGUGUCGGGGUGCGAGCCUGUGUGGGGAAGAGGGUGGCAGAGAUGGAGAUGCACUUUGCUCUGUCCAGGCUGAUGCAGCAUUACGAGAUCCAGCCUGAAGAUGGUGCACCGACCGUGGAGGCCAAAACUCGGACGCUGCUCAUCCCCGCUAAGCCCAUCAACCUGCGCUUCCUCCCCAGAGCCUGAAGAUGGCACCAGUGAUGGCAAGCAGCUCGUGCAUUCACAAUAAAAGUGCUCCCAGAAGUUUCUUUCUCAGUGUAACUUUAGUUUGAGCAACAGGCUAAAACUGCACAGAGGUACAAAUGAGUAAUUAGAUAAAAAUUUAAGGCCAGUUCUGUUGUUUGCCAAUCUGGGUGUGGCGCACUAACGCAUGGUGCAGAUUCCUGUCAGCAGCCGCAUUUAACAAAUUUCAGCAGUGAUGGUAGUGAGUAAAUCCUCAAGCCAGGUUGACACAUGCAGGGAUUUCUCUUUAGGAACACAUUUAAUGGGCACAUUUAUAAUUUUAAAGAAAUAAGCACAUAAUUUAUCUACAUAUUUAUCUUUAUAUGUAUUUCUUUAUAUUUCCUUAGCUAACGUCUAUUAUGGUCUUCCUUUAUUAUUUGAUAGUUGUUAUCAUUUUAAUUAAGAUCCCUUCUUAGUGUCCAGUUUUUUUUUCCAUGUUUUUUGUGGCUACAUUUGUUUUUUUCUGCAUGCUUUGUGUCAUUUCCUGUUUUGUUUUGGCAAUUUCUCUCUCUGUGAGUCUCUGACUACCGCCUCACAAUGGAAGUAACGUAACCAAAGAGUCUAAAAAGUUUCCUUCUGAAGGAGAAUUCAUCAAAAACAAAUGAAACCCACAGUGCUUGGUACCAGACUGUACUGGUGGACUACUAAAAGUGCAUCUUAGUUACAUCACCACAUGAAUUCCUGAUGUUUCAUGCAGACUGUAAACGAGGACAGUCGAGAGGGCUGAAGCCCAUCCUAGCAGUCUUAGGGCGAGGCAGGGUACACCCUGGACAGGCCUAUUUUACUUCCACUCAUUACUUACUUACCAUCUUACUUACUUUACUUACUUACAUUUUACUUUACAUACUUUACUUUCUUUAAUUACUUUUGGUCUUUACCUACUUAUUUUCUUUCUUUCUUUGCUUACUUUCCUUACUUCAAUUUUACUUUUGUAAAUUACUUUCUUACUUUACUUACUUACUUACUUUCUCCGUUACAUCCUCACUUACUUUAUUUAACUGCUUACUUGUUUUCACAGUUACAGAACAUGUUAAUGUUAAACCAAAAAUAUAAUAUGCAAAUGUGUGAGAUUACAGCAAAACUGCAAAUUUACCAUAUGUUAUAAAAACAAGAAAAAAACAAAUAUUUAAAAACCUGCCAAAAUCUUUCCUAAAACCACAAAUUAUAUUGUAAUUCUUUAGGCAAAAAACAAACCGAAUUAAUGCUUUUAUACCCAGAUUGGAGCAGGCACACUGAACGUCUCUGAGGAGGUAUAAAUUAAUAAAGUAUACAUUUGUUUUUAUUUUUAGGAAAAGUAAAGUAAUAAUAUGAAUUUGGCACAGUCUUGUUGUUGUAAGAUCCUCUGAGCACCGUGCUUCUCUUUUUCCAAACUCCUUCCAAUUAAUUCUCCUUCUCAUGUUUCUGGGAGUUUUUUUUCUUUUCAUUUCAUAAAAACAAAACAAAAUAAACCCUGUUUGCUUUGCUUCCUUUGUGAGUGUUUUCCUACCGUCAUUAGUUUCACCUAUAUAUACAUAAACAUACAUAGACCAACCAUGUCAGUCUGUAUCGUUUAUCUUUUUGUUUUCCUGGAAUUCUGUUUAGUUUUAGCCCUCUGAACUAGUUCUGGAUUUUCUGAGAGUUUUUCGGCCAUUAAAGGCAUGUUUUUUUUGUUUUUUUAAACCUCCUUUAGGUUUGUGCAUGUGGCUCCUUAGUUUAUUAACCCGUAACAGUAUUUGCAAAACAGAUGUUAUUAGUUUUUAGUUACUACUCAAGUAUAACUUCUUUGCACUGUCAGAUCUGAGAGUACACUGGCUGUUAAAGCCGUUUAAACACAAUACUUUAUUUCCUUUCAUUAACUUUUACACUGACUUUGAGUUUGACAUUGACUUUGGCUAAAGUGAAUCUCUGAAGUCUUUGAUGAUGAACUAGUAAAGUGAAAUUCUCCCUUUAAAGUUUUUAAAGAUUUUAUUUGUGCAUGUAUUUACACACAAAAGAGCUGUUUUAUCUUUCAUAAACAUAUUUGUGCAGGAAGUAAUUUAAUAUCUUUCUUCCUCUUUCAGAGAAGCCAGAAAGAGAGAAAAUGGACUUCUCUGCAGAGUUGUUCACACAAAAUUUAACCUAAUGCCCAAAUCUUGCCUUCUGCAUUAUAUAAUCACUGUAAUUGUAUAACAAUGAGUCCUAAUAUAAAACACUCUGUGUGUGUGUGAAAA